CAGGACGCGCGGGCUCGGAGAAGGACCGCGGGACGGCCGGCCGGCCGGCCGGAGCCCGCGGGGGCGGCGGGGCGGGGGCCCGGGGCAGGCGCAGAGACUGGCCGGCAGCAACAUGUCAUGGUUUAGUGGCCUCCUGGUCCCUAAAGUGGAUGAACGGAAAACAGCCUGGGGUGAACGCAAUGGGCAGAAGCGUUCACGGCGCUGUGGCACUCGGGCAGGUGGCUUCUGCACGCCCCGCUAUAUGAGCUGCCUCCGGGAUGCAGAGCCACCCAGCCCCACCCCUGCGGGCCCCCCUCGGUGCCCCUGGCAGGAUGACGCCUUCAUCCGGAGGGGCGGCCCAGGCAAGGGCAAGGAGCUGGGGCUGCGGGCAGUGGCCCUGGGCUUCGAGGACACUGAAGUGACAACGACAGUGGGCGGGACAGCUGAGGUGGCACCCGACGCGGUGCCCAGGAGUGGGCGAUCCUGCUGGCGCCGUCUGGUGCAGGUGUUCCAGUCGAAGCAGUUCCGUUCGGCCAAGCUGGAGCGCCUGUACCAGCGGUACUUCUUCCAGAUGAACCAGAGCAGCCUGACGCUGCUGAUGGCGGUGCUGGUGCUGCUCACCGCGGUGCUGCUGGCUUUCCACGCGGCGCCCGCCCGCCCUCAGCCUGCCUAUGUGGCCCUGCUGGCCUGCGCCGCCGCCCUGUUCCUGGGGCUCAUGGUGGUGUGUAACCGGCAUAGCUUCCGCCAGGACUCCAUGUGGGUGGUGAGCUACGUGGUGCUGGGCAUCCUGGCGGCAGUGCAGGUCGGGGGCGCCCUCGCAGCAGACCCACGCAGCCCCUCUGCGGGCCUCUGGUGCCCUGUGUUCUUCGUCUACAUCGCCUACACACUCCUCCCCAUCCGCAUGCGGGCUGCGGUCCUCAGCGGCCUGGGCCUCUCCACCCUGCAUUUGAUCUUGGCCUGGCAACUUAACCGUGGUGACGCCUUCCUCUGGAAGCAGCUCGGUGCCAAUGUGCUGCUGUUCCUCUGCACCAACGUCAUUGGCAUCUGCACACACUAUCCAGCAGAGGUGUCUCAGCGCCAGGCCUUUCAGGAGACCCGUGGUUACAUCCAGGCCCGGCUCCACCUGCAGCAUGAGAAUCGGCAGCAGGAGCGGCUGCUGCUGUCGGUGUUGCCCCAGCAUGUUGCCAUGGAGAUGAAAGAAGACAUCAACACAAAAAAAGAAGACAUGAUGUUCCACAAAAUCUACAUACAGAAGCAUGACAAUGUCAGCAUCCUGUUUGCAGACAUUGAGGGCUUCACCAGCCUGGCAUCCCAGUGCACUGCACAGGAGCUGGUCAUGACCCUGAAUGAGCUCUUUGCCCGGUUUGACAAGCUGGCUGCGGAGAAUCACUGCCUGAGGAUCAAGAUCUUGGGGGACUGUUACUACUGUGUGUCAGGGCUGCCGGAAGCCCGGGCCGACCAUGCCCACUGCUGUGUGGAGAUGGGGGUAGACAUGAUCGAGGCCAUCUCCUCAGUUCCACAAGAUGCUGCUGGGCCCCUGCUGGUGAACACAGCCCUAACAUUUGUCCUUGAGCCCCAUGCAGCCUUCUGCUCAUGUCCAACCAAGGCUGUGCUCCUGUCCCCUGCAUCUGGGCUGGUACGUGAGGUGACAGGUGUGAAUGUGAACAUGCGCGUGGGCAUCCACAGCGGGCGCGUGCACUGCGGCGUCCUUGGCUUGCGGAAAUGGCAGUUCGAUGUGUGGUCCAAUGAUGUGACCCUGGCCAACCACAUGGAGGCAGGAGGCCGGGCUGGCCGCAUCCACAUCACUCGGGCAACACUGCAGUACCUGAACGGGGACUACGAGGUGGAGCCAGGCCGUGGUGGCGAGCGCAACGCAUACCUCAAGGAGCAGCACAUUGAGACUUUCCUCAUCCUGGGCGCCAGCCAGAAACGGAAAGAGGAGAAGGCCAUGCUGGCCAAGCUGCAGCGGACUCGGGCCAACUCCAUGGAAGGGCUGAUGCCGCGCUGGGUGCCUGAUCGUGCCUUUUCCCGGACCAAGGACUCCAAGGCCUUCCGCCAGAUGGGCAUUGAUGAUUCCAGCAAAGACAACCGGGGCACCCAAGAUGCCCUGAACCCUGAGGAUGAGGUGGAUGAGUUCCUGAGCCGUGCCAUCGAUGCCCGCAGCAUUGAUCAGCUGCGGAAGGACCAUGUGCGCCGGUUUCUGCUCACCUUCCAGAGAGAGGAUCUUGAGAAGAAGUACUCCCGGAAGGUGGAUCCCCGCUUCGGAGCCUACGUUGCCUGUGCCCUGUUGGUCUUCUGCUUCAUCUGCUUCAUCCAGCUUCUCAUCUUCCCACACUCCAUCUUGAUGCUUGGGAUCUAUGCCAGCAUCUUCCUGCUGCUGCUGGUCACCGUGCUGAUCUGUGCCGUGUACUCCUGUGGUUCUCUGUUCCCUAAGGCCCUGCAACGUCUGUCCCGCAGCAUCGUUCGCUCACGGGCACAUAGCACCGCAGUUGGCAUCUUUUCCGUCCUGCUUGUGUUUACUUCUGCCAUUGCCAACAUGUUCACCUGUAAUCACACCCCCAUACGGACCUGUGCAGCCCGGAUGCUGAAUUUAACACCUGCUGACAUCACUGCCUGCCACCUGCAGCAGCUCAAUUACUCUCUGGGCCUGGAUGCUCCCCUGUGUGAGGGCACCACGCCCACCUGCAGCUUCCCUGAGUACUUCAUCGGGAGCGUGCUGCUGAGUCUCUUGGCCAGCUCUGUCUUCCUGCACAUCAGCAGCAUCGGGAAGUUGGCCAUGGUCUUUGUCUUGGGGCUCAUCUAUUUGGUGCUGCUUCUGCUGGGUCCCCCAGCCACCAUCUUUGACAACUAUGACCUACUGCUUGGCGUCCAUGGCUUGGCUUCUUCCAAUGAGACCUUUGAUGGGCUGGACUGUCCAGCUGCAGGGAGGGUGGCCCUCAAAUAUAUGACCCCUGUGAUUCUGCUGGUGUUCGCGCUGGCGCUGUAUCUGCAUGCUCAGCAGGUGGAGUCGACUGCCCGCCUAGACUUCCUCUGGAAACUACAGGCAACAGGGGAGAAGGAGGAGAUGGAGGAGCUACAGGCAUACAACCGGAGGCUGCUGCAUAACAUUCUGCCCAAGGACGUGGCCGCCCACUUCCUGGCCCGGGAGCGCCGCAAUGAUGAACUCUACUAUCAGUCGUGUGAGUGUGUGGCUGUUAUGUUUGCCUCCAUUGCCAACUUCUCUGAGUUCUAUGUGGAGCUGGAGGCAAACAAUGAGGGUGUCGAGUGCCUGCGGCUGCUCAACGAGAUCAUCGCUGACUUUGAUGAGAUCAUCAGCGAGGAGCGGUUCCGGCAGCUGGAAAAGAUCAAGACAAUUGGUAGCACCUACAUGGCUGCCUCAGGGCUGAACGCCAGCACCUACGAUCAGGUGGGCCGCUCCCACAUCACUGCCCUGGCUGACUACGCCAUGCGGCUCAUGGAGCAGAUGAAGCACAUCAAUGAGCACUCCUUCAACAAUUUCCAGAUGAAGAUUGGGCUGAACAUGGGCCCAGUCGUGGCAGGUGUCAUUGGGGCUCGGAAGCCGCAGUAUGACAUCUGGGGGAACACAGUGAAUGUCUCUAGUCGUAUGGACAGCACGGGGGUCCCCGACCGAAUCCAGGUGACCACGGACCUGUACCAGGUUCUAGCUGCCAAGGGCUACCAGCUGGAGUGUCGAGGGGUGGUCAAGGUGAAGGGCAAGGGGGAGAUGACCACCUACUUCCUCAAUGGGGGCCCCAGCAGUUAGCAGGACCUAGCCACAAAUUCAGCUGAAGGGAUCAAGGUGGGCAUUGAGUGGACUCUGUGCUCGCUGGGUGGAGCUGUGGCAGGGGGCACUGAGCCUCCAGACCCUGCUAACCACAAAAGGGAACAUCCCAGCAGGCUGUGCUUGGAUCAUGCUCGUCUACCCUCAAGCUGGAAAACAAGGGGCUACCUACCAAGAGGAUUAUGCAAGUGACUUUCCUUCUUACUUGGGGUAGGGCUGUUCCCUCUCCAAUCUUCCAGCUUUUGGGAGCAGGGGAGGGGUCAGUAGCAGAAGCAGAAGGAGGCCUCUUGCCUGAGGGAUUAAAAUGGCAGCUUGCCAUGCCUACCCUUCCCUGUCUAUCUGGGCAGCAGGUUCAGGGCUGGGCCCUUCUUUUCCCUCUUUUUUCCUGGGAAUAUUUUGUACAAUAUUUUGUACAAAGACAGGCAUGAGGAGUGCCUAUUCCAUGCUUGCCUUUGCAAUACCUGCGUCCCCAGCACUGGUCCUGGGCACUUCCCCACCCCAGCCAGGUGUCCCUCCUAGGCACAGAGCAGAGGAGGGAGAUGCUCUGGGGAGCCAGCUUUGGCCAUAUUUCAGGAGAAUGUUUCCAUGUGCCAAAUUCUAGUCCCACAAUCUGUCCCCAAAGGGGAACAAAGGGACCUCUGACAGCUUAGAUUUAGCCCCAGUUCCUGCACGCUCCAGGGAACGGGGCGUCUGGCCUCACUGGUACUGUGAAAAUGCUCAGAGAGCAAGCCUGUGUGUGGGGAUAUCAGGUCAGGAGCUGGAAGUUCACCUGCAGGUGCCAAAGAGCAGGCAGGCCAGGGCUGGGGCAGUGCCAGACUCUGUCUGAUCUGAGGACCCCAAUGGGGUCCAGAUCAGGUCACUCUGCCCCAGUGCUCUCUUGCUGUCUACUGGCAAGGGGACAUGGAGCAUCUCUCCCUCUUCUGUUGCCAAAUAGAAAAGGGUCAGGGCAUGGAGAAAGAUGACCCUGAUCCCAAACCUGCCCUCCCAAGUCUCUGGCGUUGGGGAGGGCCUGUGUGUUUGUGUCACUGUGUGUGCAUGUUGGUCUUUGUGUGCAUAUCUGUUUUCCAGGUCUGUGUGAGUCCUUGCGCUCCUGCUCCUCAGCUCUCCACCCCAGGCUGCCUGUCUCCUGUGGGCCUCUGUCUUCUGGGAAUAAAGCAGGGUUUCCUAUUUCAGGGGAUGUAGAGAGAUGCCCAGAUUACACAGGAGUGGGAUGGGGUGUGCUAGCAAAAGGAGGGAGAGGAGUCCUUUUUGUGCCAAAUCCCUAAGUGCCGUUUGGGGGCCAUGUGUGCAGCAUGACUCUCCCUGUCUGUGGCAGGGACCCAAGCGCUUGCUUGAGCCCCAGUGCUCCAUGCCAGCACUUAAACUGUCUGGGGUUUGAUGGACAAAGGCUCAGGAAUUUCCUGGCUUCCCCAGAUAGCGUCCUGGGACAUGGUAUGCUUUGGGGCUGGGGUAGCAUGGAAUCCCUCUGAGGACCCGGAUACUGGUACUACGGGGUGGGGAAGAAACCUUAAACUUGGCUUUCUCCAGCCUUCAGCCUGAGUCUAGCAUGUUUCUGGCUCCCCAGCCCCUUGUGAAACCUUGAGGGCUGGCAGGAGGGUUAGGAGGUUGAACUCUAGAUUCCCUUCCUAUCUUUGCCUUCCUUUUACCCCUUUCCCUGCAACCUCCUUGACUGUGGCCUGAAUUUGUUGGUCCCUUAGUUUCUCUGUCUGUACCUAUUUAAGCCAAAGGCACUAGCCUGAAUUUUGCUUGAAGAUCACUUUGUCUUGGAAAUGACUAGAAAGGCAGAGGAGAAGGGUUUCCAGAGUUGCUGGGUUUGGGAGUGGAAGGGGCAGGCAGUGCACUUGCCCCUCCUCAUGCCCCUCUGACACCAGCUCCCUGUGGAGGCCUGGUUUCUGGGUACUGCCUCCCUUGGGCAUCUUCAUGCGUCAACCAAAUGGGCCAUCAGGUACUUCAGUAGUCAUGGCAGAAGGAGGGGAAAAGACUUGUUUUUCCAGACAGAAAAUCUACUCCCCUGCCCCCAGCCAUAUCCCUGGAUAGGAAGGGAUAGGAAGAGACUACUUGGUGCCGUGGGGUAGGGGUGACGGUAUAAGUAGAUCAGAGUGGGAAGACCUCAGCCUUGGGUGGCUUGUCUCUGCUUUUUGCCAGGUGGGAGGGCCUGUCCACACCCUGGCUCCCCGUACCACAGUGCCAGCCAUGCCCUUCCCCUGGGCAACCAUUGCCCCUUUCCUCACCCAGUUGGUGGAGGAGUCAGGAGAUGGGAGGCCAUGGGCUUUGGUUUUGUAAUGUAACCACUGUGGGGGUGAGGGAGGAUGGUGUACCAUGUAUUUCAGUGAAAUAUUUAAUAUAUUUAAAUAUCAAUAAAAUCAAACUCUUUGUAAAA
Piliocolobus tephrosceles (Ugandan red Colobus) is the source of this 6140-nucleotide messenger RNA. It is a transcript of the gene ADCY6, whose product is annotated as adenylate cyclase 6. The transcript is spliced from 23 exons. Gene Ontology annotation, biological process: cAMP biosynthetic process; adenylate cyclase-activating G protein-coupled receptor signaling pathway; intracellular signal transduction. Bases 113 to 3742 code for a protein of 1209 amino acids. Gene Ontology annotation, molecular function: adenylate cyclase activity. Gene Ontology annotation, cellular component: plasma membrane. The record is from RefSeq and is a predicted model, not a curated record. NCBI's taxonomy places the organism in Eukaryota, Metazoa, Chordata, Mammalia, Primates, Cercopithecidae.